This is a messenger RNA of Penicillium diatomitis, 291 nucleotides long. RefSeq lists its product as uncharacterized. Bases 1 to 291 code for a protein of 96 amino acids. The transcript has 3 exons. The record is from RefSeq and is a predicted model, not a curated record. NCBI's taxonomy places the organism in Eukaryota, Fungi, Ascomycota, Eurotiomycetes, Eurotiales, Aspergillaceae.
AUGCUUAUAUUGCCGGGCAAGUCAACGUCGGCUUUGCAGGCAGGCGUGAACAUGAGCGUACAGCCGCUUGAGCCAAUAGUCGACGAGAGCCACUCGAGCAGCGGGCUCCACAGCCACCACAGUAUCGGGGCCUCCCCCUCGAGCUCAAUCGCCCAGACACAGGAGCUGCAUCUGGCUGCGAUUCGAUUUGAACAGAGCGUCCCUGCUGCCUUCUGUAUGUCGGCGAUUAGAUCAGCGGGGUCUGGUGACUGUGGCGCCUCUAGCGGCAAGAAAGAUGCCACAUUAGUCUGA